GGCGGCCGGGGCAAAGGCUCGCUGUGAAUGCAGCGCGCUGCGGGUAGCGGCGCGGCGCGCUCGGUGGUGGUGGCGGCAUGGGCGGCGAGCAAGGGAUGCAGGCCGGGCUCGGUGGUGCACGCCGAUCGGAUCGGGCUGCGGCAGCCGGCUCUCAGUGUCGCUCAGAUCGCGGCGCGCGUUGGUCGUGCGUCGAGCGCGUGUGGAGUGAUGUCUGCGAGAUGAGGCUGUCGCUGGUGCUACUGUGGCUGGGCGCGGCGGCGGCAUGCGGCCCGAGCCGCGGCUAUACCCGCCGUCAGGGCUCGCGCCGCAUCACACCCCUGGUCUUCGGCCAGCACGACCCUAACAUUAGUGAAAACAAGAACACCGCCAGUGGACCUCCUGAGGGUCGCAUCACCAGAGACGACGAUAGGUUCAAAGACUUAGUGCCGAAUUAUAAUCCGGAUAUCGACUUCAGGGAUGACGAGGGUACGGGUGCUGAUCGCCUUAUGACACAGAGAUGCAAGGAGAAGCUGAACACGCUGGCGAUCAGCGUGAUGAACCAGUGGCCGGGCGUGCGGCUGCGCGUCAUCGAGGGCUGGGACGAGGAGAACUCGCACCUGGAGCACUCGCUGCACUACGAGGGCCGCGCCGUCGACCUGACCACCAGCGACCGCGACCGCUCCAAGUACGGCAUGCUGGCGCGCCUCGCCGUCGAGGCAGGCUUCGACUGGGUCUUCUACGAGAGCCGGUCGUACAUACACUGCUCUGUCAAAACAGAGUCAUCAGUCGGAACGGGCGCCGGUUGCUUCCCUGAGGGAGCCAUGGUGUAUACAGAACAAGGUCCCCGCGAUAUCUCUACGUUACGCAGAGGAGACAAAGUGCUGGCAGCUUCUGACAACGGCAAAAUGGUGUAUUCCGAGGUGUUGACAUUCAUCGACCGCGAUCCGAAUGCAACGCGACAAUUCAUCGAAGUGACAGCAGAGAAUGGUGUGACGAUAACCACGACACCGUCACAUCUGCUGCUGCUCGCAGCCGCCGACGGGUGGCGAGAGUCCUUCGCCUCCAACGUCGAGGUCGGCGACGUACUCCUCACGAGAGGACCGGCCGACGUGAUGAGACCGUCCAAGGUCGUGAGCACCCGAAUGUUGUCGAAGCGCGGCGUGUACGCGCCUCUGACGAGAACAGGGACCAUCAUAGUAGACGAUGUGCUAGCAUCGUGCUACGCGCUGGUCCGGAGCCACUCGCUGGCGCACGCGGCGAUGGCGCCGCUGCGGUGGAUGGCGCGGUGGGGCGGCUCCAGCGAGCUGCCGCGCGGCGUGCACUGGUACGCCAACGUGCUGUACUCGGUCGGGGACUUCGUGCUGCCGUCCUCGUACCGGUACCGCUAGCGCCGCGAGUGACUGACUUGAGUGGUCGUGUGAGUAGAUUCCGCGCGCGGGACGUGCACUAAGACACUGUUGUAAAUAUCCGUCGUGUAAAUAGUAGAGUGAGUAUGACAGACUAUGUUAUGUAAAUACUUAGGUCGCGAACAUUAAAAUGUUUAAUAUUAUAUAAUAUGCUCGUCGUUAACGAGCUUUACUUACCCUCAUUGGAAUUUAUUUAUUAAGUAAUUUUAGGAACUUAUUGCAAAUUUUGCAUAUUAUUUAGUUAACUUACGAAUAUUUUUUGUAAAUUGUAUCGGUAUUGUUAUUCUGCACAAUGCAGAAAUACUUAAAUGUAUGCGCUUAUGUUAUUUUAAGUUACUGUAUAAAGAUUAUGAAUAAAAUGAAUUCACUUCUUUAGCAAAUCCGAAGAAUAAUAUUCUGUCUGUAAAUCAAAUGUUUUGAUUGCAACAGUGCACAGUGUUCGUAUAUUCGGUACGAGUUCAGCUGUAACCAGACAUUCCAUAACUCUAAUCCUGUCGACUUACACACGUUAAAAUUAUGAAAUUGUGAUCUUGGUACCUAAAAACGUGCCUUAAGAUUUUUUAUUUAUUGUUAUUUAUAAGCUAGGUGUCUAUUUAUGAAUUGACGAAAGUAUUUAGGUCUAACUUAUUCUAUUAUGUCCGAUAUCUUCUCUACUUCUAAGUGCUUUAACUAUUUAUUUAAUACUCUCAUUCUUCCUAGUUUGUUGUCAAUGUUUCCUGAAACUCGUUUUUAUCUUUCUAACAAUGCAUGAGUAUUCUCAGUAUUUGACUUGUUUGAAAUACUAAUAAUAGACGUGUAUGAAGUACCUACUGUAGUAUCGGUGGACACUAACCUUAGUUAGUCGAAGUCUCGUCACCACUAACGGCGACUAUUAUAGAUCAUUUGUUAGAUCUUGAACUGAAGUAUGGGUUCCUAUAGAUUGAAUUUAGUGGAAUGUUGUAAGACUUGUGAGUGCAACGAUAAUUUUAGAAAUAAUUUCUAGGACAAAAUUGUAUGAAAUAUUUAUUAUACAUUCACAUGAUAAUUGCUAAAUGGUUGAUGUCAGCGACAAGCGUUAACUAAAACUCUAUAUAAUAAAAUAGUGAUUAGUGCUUAUGUAGACGAUACUAACAAAUUUGAUAGGUACAUACAUAAAUCGGAAAGCUUUAACUAAUAUUUGGACAAUACAUUUAUGCCAUAUUAAUAUUACUUAGUUUAAAAAACUAAAUGCUCUACAGUAGAUGUUACAGUACAGCCCUUUCAGUGUACAUCGAGGAAGAGUUUUAUUUAUAAUUUGAUAUCAUAAUAUGUUGACAGUUACUGUGGCAUAUAGUACGUUUGUAAACAUGUUUUAAACUUUAAAUAUGACUUGGCUUUUUAAAAAUAUUUUCUCCUUACUCAAAUACAUUAAGUGAUCGUCAUCGAGUUAGCACCCAUUUCCGUCACGUGAGUAUUUGUACAUUUGAUUAACUAUGACACCCUCAUGAAGUUUGUGUUUCUAGUUUAAAGCUUAGCAAUAUUUGCAUAGUUCCAAUAAAUAAAAUUACAAUGCAAAAUGUAAAGUACAGUCACUGUUUAAGUUAUUUUGACGUCAGAUUUAAGUUUUCACAUUUUUACCCAGUCAUUGGAAUCUUGUUUGUUAAACACGGUUACAACUAGUCAUGGCUGGUGCGUCAUUCAAUUGUACAUAUUGCUGGAAACACAACUGUUUGUUUUGUUUUAAAAUCCAUGAAUUCUAAGUAAAACUAUAUAGUAAGCUGAGGGUAUUUUCUAGACUACUUCUUUAGUAACUUUCUGUAUAAGUUUCAAAAUUAGAACCAUAACUUUCAGUAACAUCCAAAAUAGUCGUGAAUGUGGUAAAUAUUAUUUCAUUCUUACUUGUAAAAUAACCAACUUCCUUAAACAAUAUCUAAGACUAAUUGGAAAAUACUGAAUCUGAUAUUGUGUUCUGUUUUAAAUGCCAUUGUAUUCUAACUAGAACUUUGUAAAAAGUCGAUGACGAUCCAUAGUGUAACUGAUCAAAAUAUACACUGAUCCUUACCCUUUCUCAAAAUAUAAUAUACUAUUUAUACUUUCAACCGAAUCAUUGUUUUCUUUCUAUUUUUCUUCCAUUAAGAUUCUUCGAAAAUAACAGUAAAUAUGAUAUACCAACACUGCUGAGUUCCACAAUACUAACUAAAAAUGCUUACAAAACUCAAUAAUUCACAUGCAAAUACGAAUUGGUGAUAUCCAUUUUUCGCUAUGUAAAUUACAAUAAUACGUAAUUAUGCUUUUACACUAUUUAUUUAUUGACGUUAUAUUUGUAUUAAUAUAAAAAGGCUUCGCCACGAGUUCUGUAUAGUGGCAAACUGAAUAUUUUAGAGGUUCUUGUAAAGAAAGAAAAUGUUGAGGAUAAUAAUUGAUGUACCACUGUCGUAUUAUCGAAAUGUAUUAUAAUAUCAAAGUAAAUAAAAUGUUGGCUUCGUGGACAUAA
Helicoverpa armigera (cotton bollworm) is the source of this 3837-nucleotide messenger RNA. RefSeq names its product desert hedgehog protein B (gene hh). Gene Ontology annotation, biological process: regulation of gene expression; smoothened signaling pathway; multicellular organism development. Lineage: Eukaryota; Metazoa; Arthropoda; Insecta; Lepidoptera; Noctuidae. The transcript is spliced from 4 exons. The record is from RefSeq and is a predicted model, not a curated record. Gene Ontology annotation, molecular function: patched binding; calcium ion binding. Bases 78 to 1367 code for a protein of 429 amino acids.